AUGGAAAAGGCUGUGGACUGCCUGGACCCAAAAUGUUCUGGUCAUGGAACAUGUGUCAACGGACAGUGCUACUGCAAGGCAGGAUGGCAAGGUGCCAACUGUAGUACUGUGGACCAGCAGGUGUACCAAUGCUUACCUGGCUGUUCAGAACACGGUACCUAUGAUCUAGAAACUGCCACCUGUGUCUGCGAGUCCUUCUGGACAGGACCAGAUUGUUCAAAACCAUGGUGUCGUUUAGACUGUGGCCCUCAUGGUCGCUGUGACUCUGGCCGAUGUGUUUGCUCAGAAGGAUGGACAGGAGACCGGUGUGACACUUUACCUUGUGAUUCUCGUUGCUCACAACAUGGACAAUGUAAAAAUGGUACCUGUGUCUGCUCACAGGGCUGGAAUGGUAGACACUGCACUCUACCUGGAUGUGUAAAUGGAUGCAGCAGACAUGGUUCUUGUAUCCUCCAGGAGGGUGAAUAUACCUGUCAGUGUUCAGAAGGUUGGGCAGGAAUAGACUGUAGUGUCAGGCUUGAGAUGGAUUGUAAUGAUGAAGUUGAUAAUGAUCAGGAUGGAAUGAUGGAUUGCUCCGAUUCCGAAUGCUGCUCUCACCCCUCUUGUCUGGAGCACAUAAUGUGCCUUGCAUCAAAUGACCCAGUGGAAGUUUUGCUGAGGAAACAGCCACCUUCCGUGACAGCAUCAUUCUACCAACGAGUCAAGUUCCUUGUGGAGGAAAACAGUGUUCAGAGCUAUGCUCACAUGGAUGAAUACAGUGAGAGGAGAGUUUCUGUGAUGAGAGGACAAGUUUUAUCUCCUCAAGGAUUGGGAAUUGUUGGUAUACGUGUGUCAGUUGAUAGGGAUUCUAGAUUUGGAUUCACACUUACACGUGCUGGAGGAUGGUUUGAUGUAUUAGUUAAUGGCGGAGGAGCAGUAACUUUGCAAUUUCAAAGGAGCCCAUUCCAACCAAUGACAAGGACUGUAUUUGUGCCUUGGAAUCAGAUUGUAGUUCUUGCUCCUAUUUUCAUGCAACUUUCUGAUGAAACUGCAGAACAGUUCAGGGAAAAUCAACCUCCUCCUGCUCUAGCUCUUGGUUUAGGAAGUCUUGUCCACAAUUUACCUUGUAUAGAUCAUGAUGAAACACUGUUAAUGCCGGUAAUAUUGUCAACUUGGAUGCCUGAAAAAGUUGGAGGGAUGCCUGGAAAAAGUUUAAUUUUUGCAGAAACACAAAUGCUUCAAGAAAGUAUUCGUAUUCCUGGUUCUGGUCUACAUCUAAUGUAUAGAACAAGUCUCGCGCCUGGUUACUUGAGUAAAGUUGUCAUGAGACUUACACGUUCAAAGAUUCCUAAGUCUCUUGUGAAGGUUCAUGUUAGAGUGGAAAUCGAAGGUUCAGUCCACACAAAAACAUAUGAAGCUGACCCUAAUCUAACUCAUGUAUUUGCCUGGAAUAAAAGAAAUGUUUAUAAACAGAAAGUUUAUGGAGUUGCCCAAGCUAAAAUAUCAAUUGGUUAUGAACACUCAACUUGCCCUAGUAUUGUUUGGGAAACACAAACAGCCACACUUCAAGGAUUCGAUGUGGAUAUCUCAGAUGUUGGCGGAUGGAGUCUCAAUAUUCAUCACCAUUACAACUUUCAUGAAGGUAUUUUACAAAAGGGAGAUGGGUCUACUGUGCACCUCAAGCAGUUGGCCCGUAGUGUAAAAGUCGUGAUGGGCACAGGAUUACAACGGCCACUGCAGUGCAAGGAUUGUGAUGGCACUGCAAGAGAUGCCAGACUUUUAACUCCUGUUGCACUGACAUCUGGUCCUGAUGGUUCGUUAUAUGUCGGUGACUUUAAUCUAAUUAGACGUCUCACACCUGAUGGCAAUGUUUAUACUGUCUUGCAGCUUAGUGCGACCCAAGUGUCCUACCAGUAUUAUUUAGUUUUAUCUCCAGCUGAUGGAAGAUUAUAUGUGUCCGAUCCUGAAAGACAUCAAAUCUUACGAGUAAUAUCGUUGGAUUCUGUACCAGAACCAUCAAUUAAUUGGGAGGUUGCAGUUGGUUCUGGAGAUCGCUGUAUCCCUGGAGAUGAAACCAGUUGCGGUGAUGAAGGUCCAGCACUUCAAGCUAAAUUGGCUCAUCCUAAAGGUUUAGCAAUAGCUGCUGACAAAACAAUGUAUAUAGCCGAUGGUACAAACAUCAGAUCUGCUCAGCUGCAAUGGCCCACUGGUCUUGCUUUAAGCGCAUUAGAUGGAUCACUACAUUUUAUUGAUGACCGACUUGUCUUGAAGCUUACUUCUGAUUUAAAAGUGCGCCUUGUGGCUGGAACUCCACUUCACUGCCAUUCUAAUGCAGAAGAAAAACAUGAAGAGGAGAAACAGGUUCAGACUGAAGAAGGAACUGUCGCUACUUCAACAGCCCUUGGUCCAGUACUUGCUCUCGCAUUCAGUCCUGAUGGGUUGCUAUACAUCGCAGACACUGACUCUCAGAAAGUAAAUGCUAUUCGAGUUGUGGAUGCAUCAGGAAAAAUGGCUUAUUUUGCAGGAAAAGUUCAACAAAACAAUGAUAAAACAUUAUGUGACUGUGCGAGUAACAGUACUUCACCUUGUUCAUGCUUCAGUGAAACUAGUAAUUCAAAGGAAACUCUAUUGUCGACAACUGCUAGGUUUACCUCAAUAUCUGCUAUUGCAGUGAGCCCAGAUGGAAUAGUUAAUGUUGCUGACCAGGGCAACUUGCAUAUCUUAGCCCUGGAGCAUUAUCUUCCAACUCAUGAUGAAAAUGGGGAAUUCAGAAUACCAUAUCCUGCUACGGAAGAAAUUUAUGUUUUUAAUCGUUAUGGUCAGCACAUUUCAACCAGAGACAUCACUACUGGCAAACCCAAAUACACAUUCCUCUACAGCAAAAAUACUAGUUUUGGAAAGUUAUCAACAGUUACUGACAGUUCUGGAAAUAAAAUUCUUUUCUUGAGGGACUAUAGCAACGUAGUUAGUGCGAUAGAAAAUACACAGGACCAUAAAUCGGAACUAAAUAUAUCUGGAAUUGGGUUUUUGACUAAGUUUGUUGAGAAAGGUCGUUCUGAAAUUGUUUUAGAUUAUGAUCCUACUUCUGGGCUCCUAACUAGUAGAUCUGACUCCUCAGUAUCUGGCGGAUCAACCUAUUUGUACAAUUACGACUCACUCGGUCGGUUAAUUGAUGCAGUUCUUCCAACUGGUGAAACAAUGUCAUUGACUUCACAACUUGGUCAAAAAGAUGAACUUGAAGUCUAUAUCACCCUCCCUGUUCAUCCGAUGACAACAGAGCUUCAUCGUGUAGGAAUCAGUAUGAAUGAUGAUCGUAUCGCUAUCAGAGAUGGUCUUUCGGUGAUGGCUGAGGCUGGACUGUUACAUAAUAGAACUGUUGUAAUGAGCACUAGCUCUCAUGGCCGAGUGGAGUUGAGACCUGGAGCUCGACACCCUCUACUGGAACUGGCCAUGCCAGUACAGGCUGAAAUGUGGCCGAUGUGGAGCCGGCAAUCUACCACAAGGCAUGGCAUUACCAACAGCAUGGCUGCCACUUAUACUCUGGUCGGAGAUGCUGCCAACAACCAACACACAGUUCAUAGUCAUCUAUGGGUGAACAGUUCCAAAGUACUUGGUAUUGAGUAUGACCAAGGGAAGAGUAGAAGAACAGUUUAUGAUAAAGACCAAGUACCUAUUCUUAGCAUCACUUAUAAUAACCAUGGUCUGCCGACAUCUUGGAGACCAGCUAAUACUAGAACUCUUAAUAUUACAUAUGACAGAUUUAAUAGAAUCGAAGGAUGGAAAUGGGGAAUGCAAGCUGAAACAUAUUCUUAUGACAGGCAUGGUUUGCUAUCUGAAGUCAAGACCAAACAAGAUGGUGUUAUCCGAUAUACAUAUAAUGACCUAAACUUAGUAACCCAGAUAACUCUCGGUAGUGGCAGAAAAGUAUCUUUAGUUUAUGAUGAACAUGCUGGAUUGAGACACAUUGUUUUGGCAUCAGGAGCGAAACAUUCUGUUUCUUGUCAGCCAUCAAUUGGCUUUGUCAGAUUUACAUAUACUCCACCUGGUUCAACAAAGUCCUACUUGCUUCAUUAUACACAUGCAGGAAAAUUACUUCAGAUAGUCUACCCUGGAGAUGGUGCUCGUGUUUUGUACAGAUAUCACCCUUCGGGUCAAUUAGCUGAGGUUGUUCACGGAGAUGGAAUAACACAACUCAAACAUUGGCCGGAUUCUGGACUUCCUAGUCAAGUGCUCCAUUUUGAAAAAGAUUUUGAAUAUCGAUGGGAUUAUCAAUAUUCUGGAGGUUUACUUACAGAAGAAAGGCUUGACUAUGGACCCAAAACUGGAUUAAGUAACUCUAAGUUCAUGUACCAAUAUGAUGAUAACUUCAGAUUGACUUCGUUGCAAGGUAGGAUUGGAGGUCAAACUUUACCAGAAUACUCAGUUCAAUAUAAUCCAAAAACUGGAGCCAAAAGUCAAAUGGGACAAUUUAUGGUUACCUGGCCAUCAACCAACGAGACCUCAUUAUCUGAUUCCACAGCAGUUUUUAGCAGGAUUUCGAAUAAACAGUUUCAAGUUACACAAGUUACUGUUACUAUACAUAGGAUGGAAGUUUUCCGAAUGGAGUACACUUAUGAUUCUAGAAAUCGUAUAAGCCAAACUCGAACUUAUACUCGUAAUGUUGGGGUGAAUACAUACAUUAAUGUUAAAAAUUUGACUUGGGAUUCUGAUGGUCAGUUGAUAGCUGUUGAGGCACAAGAGCCCUGGGGUUUCAAAUAUGAUGCCAAUGGAAAUAUGUUAUCGCUCACUUACAGAGGAAAUACUAUUCCUAUGGAAUAUAAUGCAAUGGACCGUAUUGUAAAAUUUGGUGAUGGACAGUACAGAUAUGACAAUAGAGGAUUAGUUGUUCAAAAUGCACGUGAAGAGAAAUUUCAUUACAAUGCUAAAGGUUUAUUGGUACGAGCUACUAAAAGAGGCCGAUUUGAUGUCAAAUAUUACUAUGACCAUCUUGACCGGUUAUCCACAAGAAAAGAUAAUUAUGGAAAUGUUACCCAAUUUUUCUACACCAAUCAUAAAAGGCCAGACGAGGUUACGCAUAUCUACAGCCCAAGAGAUGGCAAACUUAUGUCUCUGACCUAUGACGAUCGAGGUCACCUUAUUUUUGCACAAGUCUUCAGACACAAAUAUUAUGUUGCAACAGACCAAUGUGGGACCCCAGUGAUGAUUUUCAACCAGUAUGGUGAAGGGAUUAGAGAAAUAAUGAGGUCACCUUACGGCCAUAUAGUUUAUGACUCUAAUCCUUAUUUGUACUUACCUGUUGAUUUUUGUGGAGGCUUGUUAGAUCAGGUCACUUCCUUAGUUCACAUGCCUGGUGGUAAAGUUUAUGACCCACUGAUAGGUCAGUGGAUGUCACCAUUGUGGCAAGAAGUUGUACAAAAGCUUUCAAAUCCUACAAAAUUACAUUUAUAUAGAUUUAAUGGAAAUGACCCAAUUAAUGUUCAUCAAACUCCUCACCAACUUGGAGAUGAAAGGAGUUGGUUGUCUCGGUUGGGAUAUGAUAUUGAUAGUUUAGCACCUCAGCUGGAUCAGGGAUAUCUCCAACUGCCUGGACUCCAAGGCUCUACGUUUGAUUCUCCAUUCACAGUGACAUCUGGUUUUCUCUCCCACCUCUCAGAGAGAUUUAUGAAAAAUAAGCUCUCUUCUCUGCCACAGUCACAAAUAAGACUGAACCCAAUUACUGUAGAAGACAGCUCAAACAGUGCUGACUUCAAUCCAGUUAGAGCUGCCUUUGGUAUUAGCAAACAGGCUGGGCUUGGGCUUGAACCAGGAGCUGAAGCACAACCUCCCUUUGGGAAGGGCAUACUCGUAUCAAGGACUCAUGAGGGGCGUGCUAUAAUUCACAGUGACCCAACAGCAAACUCUAUCUACAGGGAUGUCCUCACAUCAGUUUUCAAUAACACUUUCCUUUUGCCUUUCACAAUGGUGUUACAUGGUAGUCUGCAGGAUGCCUUCUUCUUUGUCAAAGAGGAUGCUUGGAGAGCACAAGAGGAUCAAGCACAAUUGAAGCGAUUUGGAUCCCAGUUUAACACCAGCUUUAUUGAAAAAGAAGGAGAAACAGGGUCAGGAAAGGUAUUGGAUGUCAAGAUACAUCGGCCAAAUGCCAUUAUCAAUUUAAGGUAUGGUACAACUAUUGAGAGGGAAAAGCAACGCUUAUUGCACCAUGCAAAGGCUGCAGCACUGCGAAAGUUGUGGCAUAAAGAGAGGGAUGCACUUCGUAAUGGGCUCCCUACUACACGUGAAUGGGCUCAAGUAGAAGUAGAAGAACUCCUCAAGUCUGGCUUCGUCAGCGGAUUUGAUGGAGAACAUAUUCGAGAUGCACAGCGAUACCCAGAACUUGCAGAGGACCCAUAUAACAUAAGAUUUGUGAAAAAAGCUCGAUAAGUGAGACUGCCCCUCCAAACAGCCCGCCCAAAAACAAAAUCACAGUAUUAUAGUUAGUUUAACUUUAUAAUUUGGGGUGUUAUUAGAUGUAUUUCCUUUAUGACUGUUUUUAACUCAUGGAUAUACCCGAGAGGUCCAAUUGUUGAAUGUUUUAAUUUUUAGAUUGAGAUGUUUAGAAUAUAUAUGUAUGUGUUCCUAUGAUAUUGUGUUAUAUAUUUCACACUGUUUUGCAAUGUUAUUUAAUUGGUGUGUCUAAUACCCGAAUUAUAUGUGUUAAAAAACUAUAAUGAAUGAUGAGCACAGAUUUAAAGUUUUGUACUAAUGACUUUUUAGAGCUUAUGUAUAUAAUAUAUAUUUAUAUUGAAAAAGAGACUAUUAUUAUAAGAAUAUGUAUAGUUAUUCGAUUUGUUAUAAAAUUAAGAUUUGUAAGCAUUUUCUAUUUGAAAAUUAUCUUUUUUCGAUUGAUGAAAAUGCUUGUGAAUAAACAAACUUUAAUGACUGUUUCUGAGAUAAGUAUUUCAUUGGCCUACGUGCGUACUUGUGGUACAGAACCAUUUAUGGCCUCUUCAUUGGUAAGAGACAAAAUCAGCAUUUGUCCCGGGAUAAUUUUGUUUCGAGGAUUGCAUUUUUUAAUUACCUGGUGCUAUAUUACUAUUAUCAUAAUUAUUAUAAUGAUUGAGAAUUUUUUUUUUAAACCAAUGCUCAAUAAAAACAUUGAGUUUGUACUUUUGCUAAAAGAAAAUAAAUGAUAAUUUGCCAUCUUCAGUUAAAAAUAUAAUGUACUUUUCUGUGAUGUAUCAAUCUAUACCUAGAUCUUCUGAAAAGUAGCAUUUUUCUGAAUAAAUUAUUUUAUCGAGUUUUGUGACAAACUUUCCAGAUAGUGACAACAUGAACAUUCAAUGGAAUUUUUUAUCUGAGUUUGUCACUAAAUGUGUUCAUGAAAACAAUAUAUAAAUGUUUAAAUUUUCUAUGGUCAAUAGAUUAAAAGAUAUCAUGAUCUAGAUGUAAAAUAUAAUACACAUAUAAUUAAUAUACUUAGAGCUAUGGAUAGUUUCUCUUAAGCAUGAUACUAAACACUGUUUCAUUGAUAUUUGUUUAAGUGUUUGCAUGUAGAAUCCAUAAAAAAAAAUAAUAUGUGCACCAAAGAAAAUAUAUAUGUAUAAGAUACCUAUCUAUAUGAAAAUUAAAUCCAACAAUAUUACUUUAAAAUAUUCAUUGUUUUCAUUUUCAUUAUUUCAUUUGAUUUUGGAAUGGUAUAUUUAGAUUUGUUCUAAAUUUUAUGAUAAAAAAUUAGCUUAUGAAAAGCAGCAACUAUUUUAAAUAUAUGAGAAAAGUCUUACAGAUUUGAAAAUUUGAUUGAUUUUCUUCAACAUCAGGAUACUUUCCUUAACAAACUAAGCUGCUAAUUUGUUACAGUUUUUCUAUGUUGUUAAAGAAACAGUCUACUAAUGACGAUUUCAUUUUUUAUUUUUUUAGAGGAAUAUAUUUCAUUCUUAUUAAUAAAUGAAAAAAAAAGAAAAAAAAAACAUUGUGAAUAUGUGAAUAAAUCUUGGAUGAACUCUUGAAAAGAGAAGUGAUUAUGUGUCAGUAUUUUUCUAGCAUUGACUACGCAUUCGUCCAAAAGCUAAGUGAAAGAUGGGUGACUUGUCUCCUAACUUUGAAAAGUUUGUGUCAUUACAGGCUCAUGUGAAUGAGAAUUCCUAUAAAUGCCAAAAUAAUUUUUGAGAAAAGACUCUUAAAUUUUUGUAUACAAUAAAAAUUUAAUGCCAAAAAUGUUAUGUUUUAUAAAAAGAAAUAUUAUUAAAAAAAAAACCUGCCGAAAUUUUUUCUAAAUCAUUUUAUAUGUGUUUAUUGAUUACAGAAAUAAAUGUUAUCUUUUCUUCUAUUUUUUUUAUUUUUUAUUUUACUUCUGAUAUUAUUUAACUUUGUAUAACAAAGUUAUUUUUAUUGAAAAGACUGUUCAGUAGAAUUAAUCUGUUUUUGAUUAGGAAUAAUUAAUUAUACAUUAAAGUGUGAUAUACAAUAGGCAGGAUGUUUUUUUCAUGUGAAAACUUCCGUUUAAAUUUUUGUGGAAAUUUUUUGUGAAAAAAUUUCACAUUAUAUUAAUGAGAAGCAUGCCUGUUAUUAAUUAUAUUUAUUGCUGUUGUAAUUAUUUCGAUGUACUAUUUUUAAUUUUCUAACUAUCUUUGUAAAUAUAAAUGUCAAUAAUAAUUGUAAAGAAAAAAAAGAAAAAAAAAACACUGCUUUAAAUUUAGGAAAUAGAGUUACCUUGUAUAAUUUGGCUUUCAUGACCUAUGCAUAUAUUAAUUUUAUUUUUCUUAAACUUAGUUCGUGAUUUAUAUUUUUCAUGUUACCUAUGUACAGAAUAUAUUUUAUAAACAAUAUUGAGUGAGUGUACGAUAUAGUAUUUAAAUGUAUGAGAAAAUGUAACAAUUAUUUGUUUACUGUACAAGUUUAAAAUAUCAUUAUGUGUAAAAUAUAUUAUCUGUUUUAUAUUUAAAAACCCUUCUCGUGAUUAAAUUUUUCCAACCCCUUUAAAUUCUUUCCCAGUACUUAUUAGUUCGUUUAUUUCCUUUAAUAUCCAAGGUGUUAAUUGAAUAAUGUUUAAAUCAUUGAUCAUAAACUGUGAUGCCAUUAGAUUUGGUUCAUUUGAAGGAAUUAGAUCUAAUAUUAGAUUUUUUUUUUUAUUAAAAUAAGUUUAUGAAAAUUAUUUAAUAUUUAUUUUUUAUAUCCAAAGUAUUCUCAAUAUAUCUAUUUAUUUAUUUGUAAAACUUUAUUUAUGUCAAUUUAAUGCACUAAUCAGUCUCUAUUCAUUGGCACUAUUAAAAAUUAGAAUCAAUAGGAAAUUUUCACAUAAUUCAGUCAAUAGAAAUUAUUACUUCAUAAUUACUCUACUUUGAAUAGAAAUUAUUUUCUGAAACAUUGGGUUAUUAUAAAGUAUUUGAAGUGUAUUUUUAAAAUAAUACAAACCCUAUUUAUUACUUCCAGGGUAUGCAAGAAAAAUCUCAUACCUCAAUCUGUUUAUAACAGAGAUGGGCAAAAUCGGAAUCAAUGUAUCAUGAUUAAACCUGGAAUGACCAUUCCAGUUAUAUAUUUGAUUCAAAAUAGCAAAAAUGUGAUACAAUUACCUGAAUAUAUUUGUAAUCAGUAAACAGAUCACUGUAAACGUAAUCGUUGAUUAUGCCCAUGUAUGGUUUAUAACUCAACCACUGUAUCCUAUCUCAAUAUCUGUUUUUGUAAACCUUAUAGCUCCAGUCUCUGAGCUAUAUACAGUGGACAUAAAAAGUAUUCGUAUAGCCUGUUUUUUGGCAGAAACGGUUCAUUUUAUUUUUUUUAACUUGAAAUAAUGGCAUAUAUCAAUUACAAACUUCAUUUUGUGUAAAUUUUAAGUAACACCAAAACUUAAAAUCUCAUCCAACUUUUAUAACAUUAAUAUUUCAUUUGUACAUAAUUUACACACAAAAAAGGUAUUCGUACACUAGAGCAAGUAUUAAUAAUACAAUAAAUUUUGUUAUCAAAACAGUGUUUUAACGUUACAUUAAUAAUUCUUUACCUCAGAGAAUUAAAUGAUAAAAAUGAACAAGAAAUUGCUUGUUCAGUUCAGUACUAAGGAAUUUUUCUUGGCUAUGGACCGUAUGUCCAAAGAAUUGAAUUCUCAUCAUAAAGAUGUAUUUUCAACAGGGUAUAAGUUUGCGGAAUAUUGGAAAAAAGUUCGGACUACCUCAUACAAUAAUGCAUUACAUUAUAAAAGAAUUUAAAAACUGAUCAGUGGACAACCCCGCCCAGGGAGAAAACACUUGUUGAUAGUGCAAGAAUCUCGUGAAAUUGUACGUAUUGUGGCAAAAAAUCCCAAAUUAAGUGCUUGAGAAAUUUCGUCUCACGUUGCGCCAGCUUAUGGGAAAUCUUUACUUCAUACCAUGAGGAAUCGGCUACAUGAAGUUAUAGAGGUAGAACGGUAAGAAAAAAACCUUCUAUAAACGGAAAAAAAACAGAAAAAAAGGCUGGAGUUUGUCUGAGAACAUGUAAAUAAACCUUAUGCGUUUUGGGAAAAUUUGUUGUUUUCAGAUGAAAGCAAGUAUAAUAUAUUUGGAUAUGAUGAAAAAAUAUAUGUUUAGAGGAAAGAUAUUUGGGCACCAAAAUCUUCAACCCACAGUGAAGCACGGAGGGGAUACCAUGGUUUGCAGCUGCAUGGGUGCUGCAGGAGUUGGUGAACUAGCCUUUAAUGACGGAGUUAUGAAUGCUGACAAAUAUGUGGAUGUGUUGCGAUGCUAUUUAAAUAAAAGUGCUCAAAAGUUUGGAAUGGAGGACAUGUAAAUGUUUCAACAGGACAACGAUCUCAAGCAUAUGGCCAAUAAUACCAAAGAAUGUCUGCUAUAUAAUGUUCGCUAAAUGCUCAAAACACCUCCACAAUCACCAGAUCUUAAUCCAAUUGAAAAUUUAUGGGUGCUGCUGGAAUUGAAAAUCUGAAAAUACUUUUGUUUCUCUCGGAAUGACUUAAUAAACAAUCUUAAGAAAGCUUGAGAAGAAAUUGGACCAGAGGAGACUAAGAGGCUCAUAGAAUCGAUGCCAAGAAGACUCAAUGCUGUGAUAAAAGCGAAAUGCUACCCUACAAAAUGCUAAAAUUAAUUGAGACUGAUAUUUAUGCUUACCAUUCGUAGUUCACACUAGUUGUAAGUGGAUAAUGUUGUGUUGUGAUCAUACAAAGGAAAAAUACAUCAAAUUAUUCACUAUUUUAAAAACUGCUAAAUGAUGAUUUUUUUUUUAAAUUAACCGAUGAUAGAUCUAUAAUUAUUUAAACAUAUUAUCAGAACUCAAGUUAUAAAACUACAGUAAAUAUACUUCAGGUUAUAAACACAUAUUUUACACAUCCAUGAAAUAUUUUUAUAUUUCACUUCUUCUGUUAUACAAGUACAAUGAAAAAAUUAUUAACUACUUCAUUGUCUUGAUUUGAUGGAUUUAAUGUACAUUUUUUUUAAACUUAAAAUAAUUUUAAAAGUUUACAUUUAGUUUGGAAAUUUCAUUUCAUAUCCUUGGAAACAUUAGUUUUACAUUAAAUAAUAUUAGUUUUUUAGAAAUUAUUCACUACUUGGUAUGUACGAAUCAUUUGCAUAGAAUAUUGGACAGUGAACAACUAAUAUAAUAUAAAAAUAAGUUAGUGAUAUGUUAUAUAAGAGAGAAGAAAUAAUUAUCUUUUUUCUCAGUCAAAUUACAUAAAUUCAAUCAAACUAAUAAUCCUAAAUAUGUGUUCAUGAUUAUAGGCUGUAUCUUUGUAAAUAAUGGUCCAAUUUGUUUUGUAGAGAAUUUAGUAAAUUUUCAAAUUAUCAUGGGUCUAAUCAAGAAAAAAAUGUAUUUGCAAGUAUUUAUGUUACUCGCAAAUAAAGUUUCUUGUCAUUCAUAACUUUUUUCACUGAAAUUUUGAGUGGUUGUUACUAUGAUUGGUCACUGCUCCAUUUAAUACCCUUUGGUUUAAUAGCUCAUUUAUCAAAAUUCAUCAUUCAUCAUUUAUCAAAAGUGGCCAGAAUGAGCACCAUUGAAAUACCAAAGAAAAUAAUGAUGCAGGAGCUGCUCCUCGUAAGACGGGUAGGAAGUCCGAGGACAAGAUGGUUAGACAACGUGGCCUAUGAUGCGAGAACCCCGGGAACUGGAGAGCUGCAGCAGAAGACAGAGCCAACUGGCGGAGGCUCUUGGAGGAGGCCCAGUCUCGGUAACGGGAUGUCGUGCCACAUAUGAUGAUGAUGAUGAUGAUCAAAAUUCAUCGCUCACGAGAGCUGGAAAAGGGAUCAUUAAGGUGGAAAACUAUUGUAUUAUAUUAUAAAGAUAGAUAAUUAUUUUGUCACUUUUUAUUAGUUUCUAUGACUUUGUAUCUUAGAUAUUGUUUUUUCUAAAAUGCUCAACUAUCCAACAAUAUAAUAUACCUAUACCCAGUAGAGCACAUUCCCCCCAAGAUUAUAAGGCAUUUUUUACUCUCAAAAUUUAUUCAAUUAGAAAACUAUUUCCUUUUUUAACAAAAAAAUUUGGGAUUAUUUUCUCAUGCUUUUACUGAUUUUAUUGGAUUAGAGGUUUAAAAAUUGAAAUAUCAUAUUUAAAAUCAGAGAUACAUUGCAACAACAUUUAACUGAACAAUCAGUUAUAUAGGAGUACAGUUUGUGUAGUAAAAGAUGAAAUGGAAAUACGUAAGCUUGUCUGAUAUAGAAAAUGGUACAUUAAAAAAAAUCUUUUUUUAACAUUGGGAUAUUAUUUUUUAUUUGAAAGUGUGAAUAAUAUAUAAUAUUAUUAUUUGAAUAAUAUUUAACAAAAUAUUGGAAAUUGCAGACCACUUAAAUCUUAGGUCAAUAAUAUGAAGUUAGAAAUAAUGUUAAGUGUGUGUAAUAAUUUAAAUUAGAAGGUAAUUCACAAAUUAAAAAAUAUUAAACAGUUACAUUAAAUAGGUAAAUAUAAUUAUCAACUCAGUUUUUUACUGUUUCUGAAACUUCUAUAUAUAUAUUGAAUCAUAUCACCAGGUUGAAAUUAUCAGAUUAUUUAAAGAAUUUUAAUAAAAUAAUAAUUUAAAAAACAAAGUUUUAUUUUAAUUGGUUGACAAAUCCAUUCUAAAAUCGAUUAUGUUGAGAACUACAAAAAAUUUACUACUGUAGAAUAUAUUAACAUUACGAUUUCCAUAAUUUCUUUUUUAUCUCUUGAAAAUGUCAAUAAAUGGUUUUGUAACUCCAUUUAUGACAGCUCCACUAGCGGUAACAGCACCUCUGACAACACUUUCUGUAGCAUUACCAACUCCUUUUCCAACUGCUCCUAUUCCAUUUCCAACACCUCUUCCCACAGAGGAAAUGUUCUCACCAGUGAACGUACCAGCUGAUCUCACAAAAUCUCCAAGAGGUUCAAAAA
Nezara viridula (southern green stink bug) is the source of this 13278-nucleotide messenger RNA. The record is from the annotation of a GenBank genome assembly. Lineage: Eukaryota; Metazoa; Arthropoda; Insecta; Hemiptera; Pentatomidae.